UUAUUAAAGCAAAGUAGAAACAUUUGUCAGACUCAGAGCAGCUGAGUGACAGAGUGUCAGUGCUGGAUGUGAGGAUGAGGUACACUUUGAUCUGUGUGCUGGGAUUAUUCUUGCUGAAUACACUCUUCUACGGACACUCUGAAGCAAAUAAACCCAAGCCCACACUGAAAGAAGACAACACCAUCAUACCAGUACGGGGCAGAGUGACACUGACCUGCUCUGUGGAGGGUUCUGCUGGCUGGAAAUACGACUGGUUCAGACAAACCUCAGACUCUUCUAGAGUUCAGCCCAUAAGAAAUGUUAACCCAGACGGAAUUAUAAGUGUUGAUCAAGGAGGCAUCUACUACUGCAGAGGAGGAAGAGGAUAUCCAGUCUUCUCCACAGAGGACAGCAACAAAGUCACUAUUCAGCAAACUGUUUCCAACAAGGCUGUUGUGACUCUGCAACCCAACUGGCCUCAGAUAUACAGUGGUGAGACAAUCACUGUCAGAUGUGAGAUCAAGGGAGGUGCAGACACUCGAUGGGAAUAUGAAUGGAGAACAAACAACAUGGACACACCUCUGAAAGAUCAUGAAUACAAGAUUAGCAGUGCUUCUGAGUCCAACAGUGGAGCCUACAGUUGUAAGGGUAGAAAGAUCUUGUAUUUCUCAACAGAGUGGAGUGAUGCCAUCACAUUGACAGUAUCACCAUAUAAACCAAAGGCCAAGCUGAGUGCUGACAACAGAGACAUUCCAGUAGGGGGCAGUGUGACCCUGACCUGCUCUGUGGACCCAUCAUCAUCUGGUUGGGAAUACUACUGGUACAAAGGCAAGAAAACCUCUGAACCCCUGAACACACAAGAUGCUGUUUUCCAAUCAAAUGGACAAAUCAGUGUCUCACGGGGAGGACUCUACUGGUGCAGAGGAGGAAGAGGAGACCCAGUUUACUACACAGAGUACAGUGAUUCAACCAGGAUCAACAAAAUUGUUUCCAACAAGGCUGUUGUGACUCUGAAACCCAACUGGCCUGUGAUAUACAGUGGUGAGACAAUCACUGUCAGAUGUGAGAUCCGUGGAGGUGGACACACUCGAUGGGAAUAUGAAUGGAGAAUAAACAAUGUGGCCGUAUCUCGUAAAGACAAAGAAUUCAGAGUCAGCAGUGCUUCUAUAUCCCAUACUGUAGACUUCAUGUGUAUGGGUAGAAGGGAUUUUUUUUUGACAGAGUGGAGUGAAGCCAUCACAGUGACAUCAUUGAAUAAACCCAAACCGACACUGACAGCAGACAAAACCAUCAUACCAGAACACGGCAGUGUGACACUGACCUGCUCUGUGGAUGACUCUGCUGAUUGGAGAUAUGAGUGGUUUGGACAAACUUCAGGCUCUUCUGCAUAUCAACCCAUCACAAAUGUUAAACCAGUUAACAAGGUCUCACAAGGAGGCAUCUAUUACUGCAGAGCAGGAAGAAGAGGAAGAGGAGGAGACCCAGAGAUCUUCACCGAGUACAGCAAUACAGUCACUAUUUGGAAAACUGUUUCCAACAAGGCUGUUGUGACUCUGCAACCCAACUGGCCUCUGAUAUACAGUGGUGAGACAAUCACUGUCAGAUGUGAGAUCCAGGGAGGUGCAGCCACUCGAUGGGAAUAUGAAUGGAGAGAAAAUAAUGUGGCCAUAUCUCGUAAAGACAAAGAAUUCAGAAUCAGCAGUGCUUCUAUAUCCCAUAAUGUAGACUUCAUGUGUAUGGGUAGAAAGGAUUUUUUUUUGACAGAGUGGAGUGAAGCCAUCACAUUGACAUCAUCAAAUAAACCCAAACCGACACUGACAGUAGACAAAACCAUCAUACCAGUACACGGCAAUGUGACACUGACCUGCUCUGUGGACGACUCUGCUGAUUGGAGAUAUGAUUGGUUCAGACGUGCCUCAGCAUCUUCUGCAGCUCAGCCCAUCAGAUAUGCUGAACCAAACAGAGUUUCAAGAGUUAAUCAAGGAGGCAUCUAUUACUGCAGAGCAGGAAGAAGAGGAAGAGGAGGAGACCCAGAGAUCUUCACAGAGGACAGCAAUGCAGUCACCAUUCAGAGAACUGUUUCCAACAAGGCUGUUGUGACUCUGCAACCCAACUGGCCUCAGAUAUACAGUGGUGAGACAAUCACUGUCAGAUGUGAGAUCCAGGAAGGUGCAGACACUCGAUGGGAAUAUGAAUGGAGACUAAACACCUUAAACACACCUCCAAAACACAAUGAAUACAGGAUUCACAGCGCUACUUGGUCCCACAGUGGAGAAUACAGAUGCAAAGGUAGAAAGUACUUGUAUUCCUCAACAGAGUGGAGUGAUGCCAUCACAUUGACAGUAUCAUCAAAUAGACCAAAGGCUAAACUGAGUGCUGACAACACAGACAUUCCAGUAGGGGGCAGUGUGACCCUGACCUGCUCUGUGGACCCAUCAUCAUCUGGUUGGAAAUACUACUGGUACAAAGGCAAGAAAACCUCUGAACCCCUGAACACACAAGAUGCUGUUUUCCAAUCAACUGGACAAAUCAGUGUCUCACAGGGAGGACUCUACUGGUGCAGAGGAGGAAGAGGAGACCCAGUUUACUACACAGAGUACAGUGUUUCAAUCAUGAUCAACACAAUUGUCUCAAAUAAGGCUGUUGUGACUCUGCAACCCAACUGGACUGAGAUAUACAGAGGAGAGGCGAUGAUGCUGAGAUGUGAGAUCCACGACGGAGACACAGAGUGGGAGUAUGAAUGGGAAACACCCCGCAUAUACAUACCUCCAAAUCAAAAUGAAUACAAGAUUAGCAAGGCUUACUCACACCACAGUGGAAACUACAGGUGUAAAGGCAGAAUGAAAAAUGCACAACGUACUUCAACAGAGUGGAGUGAUUACAUCAAAUUGACAGUAUCUGACAAUGCACCAGAGUCUGUCCUCACUGUGUCUCCAUCAUGGCUGAGUCCUGGAGACUCAGUAACUCUGAGCUGUGAGGUUGAACAUCCAUCUGCAGGAUGGAGGUUCUACUGGUAUGAGACUGUUCCCAAACCAUCAAACAACUCCUACAGCUAUGAGCUGCUACCUGGUAGCACCAAUGGGACUGAACAGGAUUCCUACAUCAUUCAUGGGUCGACACACACAGCAGGAUAUAUGUGUAGAGCUGGAAGAGGAGACCCAGUGUUUUACACUGAUUACAGCAAACCUGCGUUUGUUUGGUCUGGAGAUGUUCAUUCAGCAGUGACUCUCAAAGUGAGUCCUGACAGAGCGCAGCACUUCAUCUAUGACUCUGUCUCAGUGAGCUGUGAAGGAAACUUUACUGAGUGGAGAGUGAGGAGGUUUCCUGAGGACCACUACUGGUCAUACUGUUCUAACUGGAGGUCAAUGACUGGAUCCACAUGCAACAUCAACAGUUCACAGCAGAGUGAUGCAGUGUACUGGUGUGAGUCUGGAUCAGGAGAGUUCAGCAAUGCAGUCAAUAUCACUAUACAGAAUGCAGAUAUUAUCCUGGUGAGCCCUGUGCAUCCUGUGACUGAGGGAGAUUCUGUUACUCUUGGCUGCAAACUGAAGACAGGAGAAUUACUUUCCAACGUGUUUUUCUAUCAAAAUGACAAACUUAUCCAAAAUGAUACCAGAGGGGAGCUGAAUAUCUCUGCAGUGUCAAAGUCAGACAAAGGCUUCUACAAGUGUAAAAACUCAGGAAACGAAUCAGUACAGAGUUGGAUGUCAGUUAAGGCAGUGUCCAGGCCUGACAGCUCUUCAUCUCUUAUACCAUUAAUUGUUGGGCUGGUUUGUGGAAGUAUUCUUAUUAUUCUCCUGCUCCUGUUGUAUCGCUACAGACGAUCCAAAGAUUCACGCUUUAUCAGGCCGAUCCAGUCUGACAGCACCAAUCAGGACCCCACCAUAAAUCACAUGGUCAACCUUAAUGAAACUCAACAUAACGUAUACUCCUCUCCUCUCCAUGGUGAUGCUCCUGUCUAUGAAUCAAUCAAAGGCUCUGAGGACACUGAAAAUGGUGAUGCUUCUGUCUAUGAAUCAAUCAAAGACUAUGAAGACCCUGAAAAUGAUUCACACUUUAUCAGGCCGAUCCAGUCUGACAGCACCAAUCAGGACCCCGCCGUGAAUCACAUGGUCAACCUGAAUGAAACUCAACAUAACGUAUACUCCUCUCUUCUCCAUGGUGAUGCUUCUGUCUAUGAAUCAAUCAGAGGUUCUGAAGACACUGAAAAAGAUUCAGGCUUUAUCAGGCCGAUCCAGUCUGACAGCACCAACCAGGACCCCGCCGUGAAUCACAUGGUCAACCUGAAUGAAACUCAACAUGACCUAUACUCCUCUCUUCUCCAUGGUGAUGCUUCUGUCUAUGAAUCAAUCAGAGGUUCUGAAGACACUGAAAAUGAUUCAGGCUUUAUCAGGCCGAUCCAGUCUGACAGCACCAAUCAGGACCCCGCCGUGAAUCACAUGGUCAACCUGAAUGAAACUCAACAUGACCUAUACUCCUCUCUUCUCCAUGGUGAUGCUUCUGUCUAUGAAUCAAUCAGAGGUUCUGAAGACACUGAAAAAGAUUCAGGAUUUAUCAGGCCGAUCCAGUCUGACAGCAACAAUCAGGACUCUGCUGCAAAUCACAUGGUCAACCUGAAUGAAACUCAACAUAACGUAUACUCCUCUCUUCUCCAUGGUGAUGCUUCUGUCUAUGAAUCAAUCAGAGGUUCUGAAGACACUGAAAAUGAUUCACGCUUUAUCAGGCCGAUCCAGUCUGACAGCACCAAUCAGGACCCCGCCGUGAAUCACAUGGUCAACCUGAAUGAAACUCAACAUAACGUAUACUCCUCUCUUCUCCAUGGUGAUGCUUCUGUCUAUGAAUCAAUCAGAGGUUCUGAAGACACUGAAAAUGAUUCACGCUUUAUCAGGCCGAUCCAGUCUGACAGCACCAAUCAGGACCUCACCAUAAAUCACAUGGUCAACCUUAAUGAAACUCAACAUAACGUAUACUCCUCUCCUCUCCAUGGUGAUGCUUCUGUCUAUGAAUCAAUCAAAGGCUCUGAGGACACUGAAAAUGGUGAUGCUUCUGUCUAUGAAUCAAUCAAAGACUAUGAAGACCCUGAAAAUGAUUCACACUUUAUCAGGCCGAUCCAGUCUGACAGCACCAAUCAGGACUCUGCUGCAAAUCACAUGGUCAACCUGAAUGAAACUCAACAUAACGUAUACUCCUCUCUUCUCCAUGGUGAUGCCUGUCUCUAUGAAUCAGUCAGAGGCUCUGAGGACCCUGGAAAUGAUGCAGGAGAAUCGCAGGAUAUUAUAUAUUCUUUGAUUGAGCUUAAAAACAUUGCUAAGAGGGGGAAGCGUCAUGAAACAGUGGAGAGCUCUGUUUACGCUGAUGUGAAGAUAGGAUCUGCUGCAGAUGAUAAUCUAAAGUAUGCCCAGGAUAACUAUCACAAUAAAGGCAAAGCCAAGAAACACAAAGGAAAAUCAACUCCUGCAGCAACUGAUGAAGCUGUUUAUUCUGAAGUCUAACCAGGAACAUCUCUUGGUCAGUAAAGACAGCUGUAUGGACAAGGCCAAAUAAAUAUGGUUAACAGCAUUUUAUAUAACCAUUGUGUGCAACUCUGCUAUCCAAAUAUCAGCCAUGCUCAGUGUUUUGUACAGUUAAUGUAAUAGCAGAUGAUAUAAAAUAAUUACAUCAUGUGGAUUUAAUACUCUCUUUUUAGAAGAAAGCACAAGACUACUGAGAUUUAUUCCCAUUUAGUAUUUAUGCACUGUAUCAUUAUUAUCAUUAUUUUUACAGUUAUUUUUUCACUUGAUUUUAAAAACUUUGAUUGCAGGCUGUUUCAAAGAGCAGCAGGAGGUAUCAGUUUGAAAUGUUUAAACGACAUUACCCAGGUGGUACUGCAGCUUUAAAGUCAACAUAUUUUUCAGUGUUAGAUGAAAAAGCUCCAGGAUGGACAUCAACAAUUACUUUUGUAUAUGUAAUGAAUUGCUAUCAACUACUACAUGUAACUUUUGC
Molecule: messenger RNA, 5961 nt
Organism: Thunnus maccoyii (southern bluefin tuna)
Lineage: Eukaryota; Metazoa; Chordata; Actinopteri; Scombriformes; Scombridae
Exons: 48
Coding region: 75-5471 (1798 amino acids)
Biological process (GO): cell surface receptor signaling pathway
Molecular function (GO): transmembrane signaling receptor activity
Source: RefSeq, a predicted model, not a curated record